This is a messenger RNA of Zerene cesonia (dogface butterfly), 4103 nucleotides long. RefSeq lists its product as uncharacterized. The transcript is spliced from 10 exons. The record is from RefSeq and is a predicted model, not a curated record. The coding region runs from base 335 to 1468 and encodes 377 amino acids. Lineage: Eukaryota; Metazoa; Arthropoda; Insecta; Lepidoptera; Pieridae.
CCUCCGCCCCCGCACCGCGCCCUGCACCUGCCAGACCACCGGCAGCUCCGUAUCAAAAACCCCAUAACACCCUUAAAGUCCGAAAAACCCCGUCAGAAUCACAAAGUGCAAUCCUGUCAAUUCUCACAAGUUCAGGGCCGAAGGUCGAAGACCGACACUACCUCAAUUAUACACUGGUUGACGAAAGGUCGAUUUAUUUGUGUUUUUGUGGAUAUUUUUAAUUAUUACGCGUAGACAAGGCCGUCGUUUAUUUUGCUCGCAAAUGUCUGAUCAUUCUCGUCGUGGACGCGCGUGUGUUACUCGUAUAGCUCGUGCAAGCGCGUAAAGUGCAGUUAUGGCUUCGAAGGUACUAGUGCCUGGACCCUUCGCCUCGCUUCAGAUAAAGAAAUCACCACCAGAACCGGCUGGGAGCGGUUUCUACAUUGGCAGCGGGGAUGCGACCGCGAGGAUCGCGCACCUGGAGCACAGCGUCCGCUUCCUGCAGGAGCAGCACCGGCAGAUGCUCAGCGGGUUGCACGCUGAGAUUGAAUCUUUGAGAGAGAGGAAUAGAGACUUACAAUUCCAACUGAUAUUCAACAAAGAGCCAACCAAAAACAGCGCGACCGGAGGUGACGACAAUGAAAAUCAGAUGACCAUCUUACGGCGCGAGGUAGAGAGGCUGGAACAAGAAGCGGCGGCGGCGCGAAGCGAAGCGAACACGUACGAGCGAAAAGCGAUGCACUUGCAACAGCUUGUUGAUGCACAAGCACUGAAGCUGCGCGAGUGCGAGCAGCGCGGCGCGGCGGAGGCGCGCUCGCCGCGCGAGGACGAGAGCCGCGCGGAGCUGCGCGCGCGGCUCGCGGAGGCGGAGCGGCUCGUGCGCCGGCUGCGCGGCGACGCGGAGCGGCAGCGCAGAGAGGUACUCGGGGGCGCGGGCGUCACCAACCUACUGUUCGACGGCGCGGCCGCACAACACGCGCACUUGCAGUGUAUGAAAAACUCGUUAAUAAGAGCUAGUGGGAUGGACGCGUUCGGCUUCCAAAACUUCCAGUAUCCACACAUGCACACCUCAGACUUUUGGAGGGAACCACUUAGAGAAGAAUACAGCAUGGGAUCUCGGGGCAGGAAUCACAGACGACCAAAUACGCUGCCAGAGCUCUCCGCCGUUGGACAACAGAUACGCUCUACCGUAUAUGCCAAUCAUAUGCGAGUAAGAGGGAAUCCGGAAAGAGUAAAAAAAUCGCAUACAAUCAACGGGGAAACACAGAAUGGGAAGAGUCCUGAAGAAUCGUCAGAUCACGCACGGUUAAAACCGAUAAAUAGAGAUAAUUUAGUGAAAGCGAACGAUAUUACCGUGCCCACAUAUCCCGAAUUAAAAAUUGUGGUCACUAAAAUAAUACCACACGGAAACGUAAGCACAUCAACAUCAGCUGACAGCAAGUCGAGAACGCGUCGACCGCAUCGUAAAAACGGCACAGAGCAAACAUAAUUAUCCAGCGCCAUCUGUUGACGCGAUGCUCUCACAAAUAUAGUCUCACAUUAUGUAAUUUUAACGAUAUAUUUUCAGCGUUUGCUUAUAAUAAUGCCUAAAAUGCCCGCAUUCAAGUUUUGCCGAGUAUAAUUUAUGUAUUUAAAAAGCAUGAUACUCACAUAAAACAGUGAAGUUUUUUUCUAUAUUUUACGAUAAUAUCAAAAUUGGAUAUUUGCGAAGUUUUAUUGCAGUCGUAUUAAAUAAUUUACCAGCUUUCUUUCAACGUACUUAAUUCAGUGAUGAGCAAGGACAACUUAGUAUUUUAGGGAUUUUAGACUAGAUUUUAAAGGGUUAAAAUUUACUAAUCACUUUUGAUAUUCACUGUACCGAAGGAUAAAUACAUAUAAGAUCAGAUACAUACAGUAUCAUAGGAAGAGAAUAGAGAAGAGAAAAAGAGGAGGAACGGGAAAUAUUUAAAGCGUAUACUCAACUGUUUUGAAUCUGUAAAAAAUAAAAACUGACUCAGUUGUGUAAUGCAGGUCGAACGUUAUUUUUGUAAAACAUUUGUAGUUUUUUUUUUAUAAUGCGAUAAGUUGUACAUGUUAUUCCUUCAAGCAUAAAAAAAUAUGUGUAGUUUAUGUCAAAUUUGUAGGCUGUGAGACUACUUUCGUACCUAAUUGUUUUAUACGUGGAAUUUAAUUUAACCAUAAAUAUGAAUACACGUUCAACCAUAUAACGCAUUAUCAUGGUUCAUUUAAUUUUAACUUUAUAACUUAAAUAUAGUAAUAAAUAUUUUAAUGGGUUAAAAAGGUUUUAUAGACGUACUAACGUAACAGUCUAGUGAUUUCAGUCAAUUGCCAGCUCGGUAGGUAUGUUAUUGGAGUUUUACUUAGAUAAUAAUAAUGAUGAUAAACUAUUGUUAAAACAUACAAAAAAAUGGUUAUUAGACUGAAUUAAAAUGAUGUACAAUGGCGCCAAAAGUGUAGAAUCUGAUUUGACUUCGAAGAGACUAUUCAAAAAGUUAAAUAUGAACUACUUUCAAAUGAAAAAAUAUAUGAAAACACGCGUCUGCUCGAACAGUCUCUCAAAAAAAAGUGGAAUGAGUAAACUGUGAUUUAAAUAAUUGUGCCUCGAGACAAACACGUCUGGCUAUAACUGUCAUCACCGCAAAAUAAUAUUAUUAUAUAAGUGUCGUAUCUUCCUUUAUUAUUUUUCUAAAUAUGCGCAAUCUAUAAGGUGUAUAUUAUAUAUAUAUAUAUAUAUAUAUAUAUAUAUAUAUAUGAGGUAGUCACAUUAUGUGUUGCGACGUUCCGACUUUUACUUAUUAUAUGCAAAUAAACGUGCACCAUAAAGUGCUCAACUCUUAAUAAAAUGUAAGAGAAAAUAUGUAUCCAUUCCAAUUUAGGAUAAUUGCUAGUACUGCCAUUUAGACGUUUUAAUAAACAUUUUCAUAUUAAAGAUGUCGAUAUUAUGUAUUGAAUAGGUAGAAACUGCGAAUAUAGCACGAUUACUAUGCGGAUGUAAUCUUUGAUUCUUAAGGAAUUCAAACUCAACUUUCUACCAGCGUUGCCACCUAAGACCAUUAGUUUAUACGUGAUUACACACGUAUAUUAAUUUUUAGCCCUUUUUAGCGUGCCGAGUUGCCUUUAUUAGAAAAACAGAGUGGCAACACUGCUUUCGUCAAAGUUAUGAUUUUUUAUUUAUAUAUUUUUAUGUGUUUUAGAAACAAUUUUUUUGAUUUCUGGAUAUAGGUAAUGCAUCCCUUGUUGUCGGUUGUAAGAAAGUUAUAAUUCUCAUGGAAGUUUUUACCCACGUCAUCAGCAGAAUAAAUGCAAUCGUACUAUAUUUGCCUCGGUAUGCAUUAGAGAUGAUUAUUCGAUAGGUGUACGUAGCUGAAGUGAUACAAAUAAAAAUACAAGUCUUCUUUUAGGGACGAUUCACACUUGUCGGAACGCGAUCGAUCUGUCUUCAAUCUAGAUGGAAUAGAGUAAUUCAAAGAGUUGUUUUAUGUAAUAUGCAAAUCAUCUACGCCAUGCACUAUUCUAUUGUAUGCUUCAGAUUUUAUUUUAAUGUCCUGAUGUCCAAGUUUUGUGUUUAGUUUUAUGUAUCCUGGGAGUUCCUGCAUUCACGCGUUCAGUCAAUUGACAAUCAUCCCUUCACUCACGAUAUAAAUUUAAAUAUGCACAGAUAUAUAAAACAGAUUUAUAAAUUUGAACUAAUAACUUUUAUAUAAAUUUACUUCCAACACAUUUGUGAUGCAGCCUCUUAAGUUAUAAGUCAUCAGACAAUGUAUAGUAUAUUUAUAUGCAUAACUCUUGCACAUAGGUCGUCUUAAGAAUCUAGUAUUAGAUAAAUAAUUCUGUUUUUAUCAAUCUAUCCACUAUUUUGAUCGAAUGAUUAGAUGACAGCAUAAAUAAUCUAAUAAUAUUAUGUAUUACACUCUCAAGGAUAUUAACAAUAAUACGAUAAUUAGUGCGAUAAAACCUAAGUUGCUCUACGACUUAUGUGCAAAGUCCCUCUUAGCUGCAUUUGUGAGAGUGUUGACGUAGUAAUGCUAUCGUGUAGCCUUAUCAUAAUCUAAUUAUAUUAUAAACAAUUACUUAUAUUAUGGAUGAAUUAUAUUUAUUGCCCAAAUUUGUGUUUUAUUAUUACU